AACAGAUUUUCAACGGCGGAGUUUCCCGAAAAAAGCCACAACACGAAUGCAACUCUCGAACACCCAACUCCGGCAGCUAAAUUUCGGCUUCAAUCAAAAAUUCAACAAACCAAUUUUCUCAAAACCCCAUUUCAGUCAAAUCAGAAAUUUCAUUCUCUUCCUUAAUCUUCAAUUGCGAAUUCUGGAAGCUGUACUUUGUCAAUCAUCUCGCUUUUCUAAAUUACAGAGCUCAAUUUCCCCCAGAAAAUCAAUCCAAUUAGUGCCCUAAAAAAAUCAUGAAAGAUUCCACAGUUUCCGGCGACUCUUCCCCUGCGAAGAAGAAGAGAAAUCUCCCUGGAAUGCCCGAUCCUGAAGCUGAGGUAAUUGCUUUAUCCCCAAAGACGCUGUUAACAACAAACAGAUUUGUUUGCGAAGUGUGCAACAAGGGUUUUCAGAGGGACCAGAAUUUGCAGCUCCACAGAAGGGGCCACAAUCUGCCAUGGAAGCUUCGGCAGAGGUCUAACGAAGAUAUUAAGAAAAGGGUUUACGUUUGCCCCGAAUCGAGCUGUGUACACCAUAAUCCUCUGAGGGCGUUGGGCGAUUUAACCGGGAUCAAGAAACACUUCUGCAGGAAACACGGCGAGAAGAAGUGGAAAUGCGACAAGUGUUCGAAGAAAUACGCAGUUCAAUCGGAUUGGAAGGCGCAUUCCAAGAUUUGCGGUACCAAGGAGUAUAAGUGUGAUUGCGGAACUUUGUUUUCGAGGUUUUUUUUUUCCGAGAGUUAUUUUUUCGGUAACUUAUUUAUUGUGGCCUUGAUUGAAUUUUGGGUUGAUUUUUUUAGUUUCGAUUUAUUUGCAGGAAGGAUAAUUUUACUACACAUAGGGCUUAUUGUGAUGUGUUAGCAGAGGAAAAUGCAAAACCAGAGUCGGCAAAUGCAGCUGCUCCUAAUGUUGAUGUACCGUCAU
Molecule: messenger RNA, 944 nt
Organism: Erythranthe guttata (spotted monkey flower)
Lineage: Eukaryota; Viridiplantae; Streptophyta; Magnoliopsida; Lamiales; Phrymaceae
Source: RefSeq, a predicted model, not a curated record